AUGGAUUUCCAGAUCUUUCAAUGGGACUGGAUAUGGGCGAUCGCAAAGUCCCUCAACUGCGAGAGCAUCAUCCUUGCAGGCCAUGACUGUGGCUUCAUGCUAUCUUCUCGCAUCGUGCUCUAUUACCCUGACUUCGUCACUCAUCUUAUCCUACUCGGUGUUCCAUAUUUUCCACCUUCGCAACAACAUAUCAGCCUGCCCACUCUCGUGAAGUUACAGCCAUCUUUCCAAUACAUGCUUCAAUUCUGCAGCGGAGAUGGCGAGAUUGAAAAACAUACGCAGACCAGAGAACGUAUCUGGAAUUUCCUGAACCCCUUAUUUGGUGGCCUCACUCAGUAUGGGAAGAAGGCAAUCACUGCGGCAAAAGGGAUUGAUUUCGAGCUUAGCUCACAGCUAUCUCUCAGUAAGAUAUUUGAAGAGGAAGAGAUGAUGGAGUACUAUAUAGAUGAGUUCUCUCGCACUGGGCUCCGAUGUAACCUUUAUCGCAUGUGGGAUCAAAACUCUCGCGAUGAGCUGUUCAUUGCUCAAGGGUUGGAAGGAGGAAUCAUAAAGUGUCCCGUUUUAUCUGUUCGCCCGACAGAGGAUUUUACAAUCACUGCACAGGUGGUGGAAGCGAUGAAAUCCUAUGUUCCCCACCUCCAAACCGAGGAUAUCCCGUCAGGUCAUUGGGUCAUGCUAAGCCAUUCACAAAGGCUGAACGAGAUUUUGGAGUGGCUACGACAACAGGAGAUUACUGUUUGA
Molecule: messenger RNA, 741 nt
Organism: Penicillium malachiteum
Lineage: Eukaryota; Fungi; Ascomycota; Eurotiomycetes; Eurotiales; Aspergillaceae
Product: alpha/beta fold hydrolase
Exons: 4
Coding region: 1-741 (246 amino acids)
Molecular function (GO): hydrolase activity
Source: RefSeq, a predicted model, not a curated record